This is a messenger RNA of Triticum aestivum (bread wheat), 2939 nucleotides long. RefSeq lists its product as uncharacterized. The transcript has 3 exons. The coding region runs from base 74 to 2884 and encodes 936 amino acids. The record is from RefSeq and is a predicted model, not a curated record. Lineage: Eukaryota; Viridiplantae; Streptophyta; Magnoliopsida; Poales; Poaceae.
AAACCAGAUCUGACGAAAGUUGCUACAGCCACCAUUGCUUCACAGCACUGACCUGGUCAGAGCUCAGCAGUAAAUGCCCGGCGAGCGGCAAGGAAGGUCGUUGCAAGCUAGCAUGAGAGCUGAGAGAUGGCUCAACGCCUUUGUCCGGAUGAUUGCCUUGCUAGAGAGGGUGGGUAACGCCCUCGGUACCCUGGCAUUCAUUUGGGGGACGGUGGUGGUGCUCGGCGGCUUCGCGGCGUACCUGGGCACAGAUUUUUGGGUCGCUACUGUGAUUGUCUUCCUCGAGGGUUUCAGGGCAUUUAGCCGGGAAAGCAGUUCGGAUGAUCAAUUUUUAUUCAAGACUACAGGAGGCAUCAAUCUCGAAAGAACGGGACUAGGUACUAGAAGUGGAUCUCUAAAUUAUGCAAAUGCAGUGAUAAUGACAGCUUGCAUGUUGAUGUUGCCUGCUCUUGAAAUCAUUCACUAUCGUAGCUCAGUUCCAGUGCUCCAAGAUAGUGAUGGUGUUUUUUUGCUUAUGUUAGUGGUGACAACGCAUAAGCUGGGGUUUUACACACUUAUUGGAUACAUUAGCACGAACAGAAGCCACAUACUGUUGCACUUUAUUCCGGCAGCUUCUCUCCUACUUGUUUGGGUUGGACACCGCUAUUUAGAAGGAUACUGCUUGGAUUAUUGUGGAUUUGUUUAUCUGAAUCACAGGCUAAUUCUUCUAUGGUUCAGCAUCUACAUUUUAGCGAGGUUUGGAUCGCCGGGAGAUGGUUGUCCAUAUCACAGAAUGGUUAAAGUAGUAGCACGACUAUUCCGUAUUAUAUUGCUUGGUGUAGUAAUUUGGAGAUUGUCAGGCUGGUUUGGGCCUAUGGGCUUGCUGGCGCUGUUAAGCCCGUUGGUGCUAGGCAACCUACAGAUUCCAAUGGCUUUGGCACGAAUCAUGUUCUCAUAUGUGUGGCUUGUCACCAAGGAUAUUGAAGUUCAUGAGACGAAAAACCAAAACGUCAUCCGAGCAGUGCAGAUGUUGUACAUAGUGGUGAUGUGUCAAGGGAUACUCUAUUGUUUGGCGUGCAUACUGGAGCCAUUAUCUUUCUUGCAACGGAGAUCACUGGCCCUUGAUUGUAAACUCUCAGAUAAGUUGGGGAUGGAAUCUAUUGAUCUCUACUACGAACAAGCCUUUGACACCUUCUUGAAAGAAAGUGUGUUCGACAGUACAAAGAAAGUGGACCUUGCCACCUUUGCUGUGGACUCCCUGAACCCCAUGGCAUCACGGGACAGGAAGCGUGCUGCUGUCCGAAUCUUGGCCUCCUUUCUGCAGAGUCACGCGACCUCCAGCACCAAUGACACAAAUAUUAUCUCUCUGAUCACCACCUCCACCGAUGCCGUGACCACCUUGAUCAGCAUGCUGGAAUGGACAGUCACAGAAGAUGCAGAUAUCAGGCUAUUCGCCACGAAGGUCACUGCUCAACUUGCUCCGAACCUACGGAUCAUCGGUAUUCCCGGAACUAUGCACAAGAUAUCUUUACUUCUUGAUGCCCAAGAUCAGCCGAUUAUACAGAAUAGUCCUGCCCAGAUUGUGCUUGGAAAUGGAGGCAACACAGAUAAUCAGCAAAGCACCAAUGCUUCUGCAACAGUGGACCAAAACAGAAGAAACAUUGGUAGACAACAAACAAGAAUGCGCAGUGCUUUAAGUUUUUUACGGCUGGACAUUGAGGGAGGGAACGCGCCAGAAGUGCCAGGUCGCUCUCGGAUUUGCAAAUUCUUACUUUUUCUGAUGGAGGAGAUAUGCAAAUUUGGGGAACACAUCGAGAAGCUGUUGUCGAUUCCACACAAGGAAUCCGAGGAUAACGACUCGCUCCCUGUACUGGGCAUGCAAAUCCUUGAAGGGCUGGCUCAUGAUAUCCACAACUGUGCAGAAAUCAGCAGAGCUACAGAGCUCCUCCCGAAGAUAAUAGAGUUCAUGAGCUUUGUGCCUGGCACAGUGGUAGAACAGCGACAAAAGAUUGCCAUGUCAUCACUAAGAUUAGUUGCCAAGCUUGGAAGCAUCAAAGGAAAAAUCGGCAUAACAUUGGUACAAGAUCUUUCUGAGAAUCCCUUGCUGAUUGGCAACCUUACCGAGAUUUUGGAGCUAGAGGAAAACUCUAACCCUGAACAAGUGAAGCUGGCGAUGGAUAUCAUUGCCAAGAUCGCGGUGGAUAAGAAAACAAGGCAAAAGAUUUGGACAGUACAAGUUAUCAUUGACAAGCUGCUGAAUGCGUUUCUUCUGGAUGAUGAAUCGUUAGCACCACUGGCAGGGGAAGCACUCGCGAUGCUGGCAACUGAAAGCCCAGUCCACUGCUCUGGUUUGUUGGUCAAAAGGAAUUACGAGCUUAUCAGGGAUCUGGCUGACAAGCUUCAGCGUAGUCAGCAUGUAUACCCAGCAGCAAGUCUACUCCAAAGGUUCUGCGAAAACUCGACGCAAUUACUGCUGGCGCAUCAAGAUUCAAGGGAUCGCUUGUCAUCUACCUUGACAGUGGUCUUGGGAAGAAUAGUGGAUGUUGAGGGCAAGCAGAUGGAGGCACUGAUCAGCCUAGCUUCACAAAUCUGCAGUGCAGGCAUUACCCCUGUACUGAACUCUUCUGCAAAUGCUGUGCCAUUUGUUGAGAAAUUGGUGCGUGAACUCAAGGCCCGCAAGAUACCAGGUGCCGAUGAAUUUCCAGAUAUGAGGAGGCUGCUGGUACAGCUCACAUUAUCCAUCGCGGAAUACUGUGAUGGCUACGCAUUCAUCUUCAAGCAACACGGGAUGAUGGAUGUUCUUUCAAAGGUGGAACAGUACAUGGGGUUGGUUUCAGAGGAGCAUGGAGCUCUGAACGACAAGGUGGCCAGAGCAAAGGGGCUCAUCGACGCCGCCACAAGUUAACAUGUUCACGGUGAACAAGUGCCAUCUCGUUGGUGCUUGAUUAGUAUCCGUCCAC